CAGUGACGGGUGGACUGAAUAAAUAGCGCUGAGGAGGAUGAGCUGAGCGGAGGAGCAGCAGGAGGAGAAGGAGGAGCAGCAGCAGUCUGUAGGAGCGGCUCCAACUCAUGCGUGCGCGCUAACACUGGCUGCUGGAUCCAGAAAGGAGCAGCAUCCCCAACUUUUACAAACAUUUCACCCACAAUCUCGGUUCCAUCUCGCGCCUUUUGCGCAUUGCCGCCUGUGCUGCGAUUGAAGUUUGCUGCAAACAGGUUGCAAGAGAGACCGCUCGCUUUUUGUCCGUUUCAGUUGGGCCAGAUCAUGAUGGUGAUGAUGAUGAUGAUCAUAGCGGAGUUGUUCGUGGUUCUUCUGAAGGUGCUGUGGGCUUUUGUGGCUGCCGGGGCUAAGUGGGUGGUCCGGCCCAAGGAGAAGAGCGUGGCGGGACAGGUGUGUCUGAUCACCGGCGCAGGAAGCGGCCUCGGCCGCCUCUUCGCCAAAGAGUUCGCCCGGAGACGAGCUACGAUGGUCCUGUGGGACAUAAACAGUCAAAGCAACGAGGAGACCGCAGAGAUGGUGCGUCAGAUUUACCAUGAAGUGGACACUCCCGCGUCCAAAGACGGGCCUGUUGGAGGAGUCAAGGAGGUCCCACCUCUCCAGCCGCAGGUCUACACCUACGUGUGUGAUGUAGGAAAGCGUGAGAGCGUUUACUCCACAGCCGAGAAGGUGCGCCGCGAGGUGGGAGAGGUUGACAUAUUGAUCAAUAAUGCAGGCGUCGUUUCCGGUCAUCACCUCCUGGAGUGUCCCGACGAGCUGAUCGAGCGCACCAUGGUGGUCAACUGCCAUGCACACUUCUGGACCACCAAGGCGUUUCUCCCUAAGAUGCUGGAGCUGAACCACGGUCACAUUGUGACGGUUGCCAGUUCUCUGGGUUUGUUCAGCACAGCUGGAGUGGAGGAUUACUGCGCCAGUAAAUUCGGUGCCAUUGGGUUCCAUGAGUCAUUGAGCCAUGAGCUGAAGGCCUCUGAGAAGGAUGGCAUCAACAUGACUCUGGUGUGUCCUUACCUGGUCGACACAGGAAUGUUCAAAGGCUGCAGGAUAAGGAAAGAGAUUGAGGCGUUUCUGCCCCCCCUGAAGCCAGAGUUCUGUGUGAAACAGGCCAUGAGGGCCAUCCUCACUGACCAGGCCAUGGUCUGUACGCCUCGCAUCGUCUAUGUGGUCAACUUCAUGAAAAGCAUCCUGCCCUUCGAGGCCAUUGUGUACAUGUACCGGUUUCUUGGCGCCGACAAGUGCAUGUAUCCCUUCCUCGCUCAGCGAAAGGAGGCUAUGAACAACAAUGAGGCUAAGAAUGGGAUCUAGGGGGCGCUGUUUGCAAAAAACGGGGCAUACAAACCCGUAACCAUGAGGAAACGACCACUGAACGUGAGGAGGAGAGGACGGAAGACAGAACAGACUGAAACUAGACUAGUGCACUUGCAUUGAGCAAAUGCAAAGGUUUACCCUAUUGUUCCUCUGGAACAAAGAAAGCUGUGUACUACACAAAGGAUUUAUUUGACUUUGUUUGGUCUGUAUACUCUGUCACAAGUUUUGAAAUCAUUCAGAUAAUUAUUUACAUAAUGUAGUCACCAGCCUUAUGUAGUGCCAUUGUGGAAAUAUACAGUAUGUUACUGUACAAACAGUAAAAAUCUUUUUCACUUUU
Molecule: messenger RNA, 1675 nt
Organism: Thalassophryne amazonica
Lineage: Eukaryota; Metazoa; Chordata; Actinopteri; Batrachoidiformes; Batrachoididae
Gene: rdh10a
Product: retinol dehydrogenase 10a
Exons: 6
Coding region: 301-1335 (344 amino acids)
Cellular component (GO): lipid droplet
Molecular function (GO): oxidoreductase activity, acting on the CH-OH group of donors, NAD or NADP as acceptor
Source: RefSeq, a predicted model, not a curated record